CAAACAGCAUAGUGAACCCAUUAUUGUGGCCAAGAUAGACACGAAGCCCAUGCCUACUACAGUAGUAAAAGUUUAUAUGCCAGCUAGCUCUGCAGAUGACGAUGAGAUUGAAGAAAUGUAUGAUGAGAUAAAAGAUAUUAUUGAGGUAGUGAAGGGAGACGAAAAUUUAAUAGUCAUGGGUGCCAGGUAUUCGGUAGUAGGCAAAGGAAGAGAAGGAAACGUAGUAGGUGAAUGUGGAUUGGGGGUAAGAAAUGAAAGAGGAAGCCGUCUGGUAGAAUUUUGCACAGAGCAUAACUUAAUCAUAGCUAACACUUGGUUCAAGAAUCAUGAAAGAAGGUUGUAUACAUGGAAGAAUCCUGGAGAUACUGAAAGGUGUCAGAUAGAUUAUAUAAUGGUAAGACAGAGAUUUAGUAACCAGGUUUUAAAUUGUAUGACAUUUCCAGGGGCAGAUGUGGACUCUAACCACAAUCUAUUGGUUAUGAACUGUAGAUUAAAACUGAAGAAACUGCAAAAAGGUGGGAAUUUAAGGAGAUGGGACCUGGACGAACUGACUAAACCAGAGGUUGUACAGAGUUUCAGGGACAGCGUAAGGGAACAAUUGACAGGAAUAGAGGAAAGAAAUACAGUAGAAGAGGAAUGGGUAGCUCUGAGGGAUGAAGUAGUGAAGGCAGCAGAGGAUCAAGUAGGUAAAAAGACGAGGGCUAGUAGAAAUCCUUGGGUAACAGAAGAAAUAUUGAAUUUAAUUGAUGAAAGGAGAAAAUAUAAAAACGCAGUAAAUGAAGCAAGCAGAAAGGAAUACAAACGUCUCAAAAAUGAGAUCGACAGGAAGUGCAAAAUGGCUAAGCAGGGAUGGCUAGAGGACAAAUGUAAGGAUGUAGAGGCUUAUCUCACUAGGGGUAAGAUAGGUACUGCCUACAGGAAAAUUAAAGAGACCUUUGGAGAAAGGAGAACCACUUGCAUGAAUAUCAAGAGCUUUGAUGGAAACCCAGUUUUAAGCAAAGAAGGGAAAGCAGAAAGGUGGAAGGAGUAUAUAGAGGGUCAAUACAAGGGCGACAUACUUGAGGACAAUAUGAUGGAAAUGGAAGAGGAUGUAGAUGAAGAUGAAAUGGGAGAUACGAUACUGCAUGAAGAGUUUGACAGAGCACUGAAAGACCUGACUCGAAACAAGGCCCCGGGAGUAGACAACAUUCCAUUAGAACUACUGACGGCCUUGGGAGAGCCAGUCCUGACAAAACAUUACCAUCUGGUGAGCAAGAUGUACGAGACAGGCGAAGUACCCUCAGACUUCAAGAAGAAUAUAAUAAUUCCAAUCCCAAAGAAAGCAGGUGUUGACAGAUGUGAAAAUUACCGAACUAACAGUUUAAUAAGUCACAGCUGCAAAAUACUAACGCGAAUUCUUUACAGACGAAUGGAAAAAUGGUAGAAGCCGACCUCGGCGUAGAUCAGUUUGGAUUCUGCAGAGAUGUUGGAACACGUGAGGCAAUACUGACCUUACGACUUAUUUUAGAAGAAAGAUUAAGGAAAGGCAAACCUACGUUUCUAGCAUUUGUAGACUUAUAGAAAGCUUUUGACAAUGUUGACUGGAAUACUCUCUUUCAAAUUCUGAAGGUGGCAGGGGUAAAAUACAGGGAGCGAAAGACUAUUUACAAUUUGUACAAAAACCAGUUACACGAGUCGAGGGGUAUGAAAGGGAAGCAGUGGUUGGGAAGGGAGUGAGACAGGGUUGUAGCCUCUCCCUGAUGUUAUUCAAUCUGUAUAUUGAGCAAGCAGUAAAGGAAACAAAAGAAAAAUUCGGAGUAGGUAUUAAAAUUCAUGGAGAAGAAAUAAAAACGUUGAGGUUCGCCGAUGACAUUGUAAUUCUGUCAGAGACAGCAAAGGACUUGGAAGAGCAGCUGAACGGAAUGGACAGUGUCUUGAAAGGAGGAUAUAAGAUGAACAUCAACAAAAGCAAAAUGAGGAUAAUGAAAUGUAGUCGAAUUAAGUCGGGUGAUGCUCAAGGAAUUAGAUUGGGGAAUGAGACAGUUAAAGUAAUAAAGGAGUUCUGCUAUUUGGGGAGCAAAAUAACUGUUGAUGGUAGACACUUCGUCCAGUGUUGCUGUAGCUUUUGAUAUUGUACAAACUGGCAAAGGUUCAGAUUCAUCGUUGUCUUUACUUUCUUCACUUAUCGAUAUCGUCAAUUGAAGACCUCCUACGAUUCCAAUUUUUCUCGAAGUAAGUCCGUGCUCUGUUUACAUUGAAAAAAAUACUCAGCUGAAUAACUUUUGAUCUUUAACCUCCAGAAUUUUUCAGAUGGAACCAAGGGUAGAUAGUGGCCUCCGAGCUGUUUCUUUACUUACAUCUGUACCUUUGUUGAAUUACAUUAUCAUAGUGCAAGUUGGUCAUACAAUUUUGAUGCAAAAGUGAACCUGAAAACAUGAUAAAAUGUGGACGUCUCUGGAGAAAGCUCAGUGUGUGGGGCCUGGUAGAUACAGACGAUACCUGAUACCCAAAUGCAACAAACCAUUCAGACUUGGAAUACAUCAUUUAUGGAAACAGGUAGUGUUCUCCAUAAAAAAAACAGGGCUGGUCACCACGAGUUUCAGAUGCCAUUGUGGACAGGGUACGGCAGGCGUUUGCAAGGAGUUCUAUAAAAUCUGUAUGUACUGCAGCCAGGGAGUUGGAAAUGAGAAGAUCGACAUGGCACAAUGUCUUGCAUAAGAGGAGUUCCUGUUACAUAUACAGCACUUGACACUGCUUGUGAGAAAACAUUAUUAAUCAGCAUUGAUGGUGAACUUGGUCCCUAGCACCCACUAGUGGGCGUCUCCACUUCCAUAGCAGGCAGUAGACAGUUGGACCCUAAAAUAUUUAUAUUAGGGUUUCACAAAACUUUGAAAAAAAUAUUUGGUCAUACAAUUUUGAUGCGAAAUGGAACCUGAAAACCUGCUAAAAUGUGGAUACCAGUGGAUAAAGCUCAAUGUGUGUGGCCUGGUAUAUACAGAUGAUAUCAGAUACCGAAGUGCAAUGAUCCUUUCGGACUUGGAAUACAUCAUUUAUGGAAACAGUGCUCACAAGACAUUUACAGUGGGGUGUGCAGUUGAGAACAGUUCUCCAUCUACCCCUCAGUGCUCACCAGAAUUAUCCAAAGUGGAGCACUGUGCCAAUUCCAAGAAGCAGGCCAAAGAUGUCCUGGUAAGCAGCACAUUUUCAAUGCUGUGAGACAAACAAACAGCAAUGAAUGGGAGCAAUGAGGAUGACAAGUUGGGCGAAUAUGUUGCAGCUGAGCUGAUAACAACUAAAAAUAGAAAAUUAAAUGCAGAGGCAAAGUGAAUGUUAUCAUGAAUGCCAUCAUGGGUGCAAUUCAGAAAGUUACUGAUUGUUAAUUUUUAAAUAAAAGAUUGAAAAU
Messenger RNA from Schistocerca serialis cubense, 3382 nucleotides. RefSeq lists its product as uncharacterized. The transcript is spliced from 6 exons. The record is from RefSeq and is a predicted model, not a curated record. Bases 50 to 1423 code for a protein of 457 amino acids. Lineage: Eukaryota; Metazoa; Arthropoda; Insecta; Orthoptera; Acrididae.